CGAUCCGGGUCAUCGGUUGCGCGGUCACGGACGUUGACCGCCAAACACCAGCGCGCACUGAAGAACUAGCGGUCAGCAAGGAAGCGUGCUCGAAGCCAACACCAAUUGUAACCGAGUGAAGUUGAAUACAUACGUUAGUAAAUUUAUUAGUAACGCCUUGUGCUGUUCGAAAAAUUACGCGCCCGCGAGCAAAACGCAGAAGGAUGAGCACCAGCGAAAACGGUGCAUCGGAUUUCCCCAUGGAAGGAGAGCAGCGAAGAUCAUUCUUGCUGCGUUCGACUGGUUUUGCUACGGGACAGCAAAUUUUUCCACCCGCGAACGAGAAUGUUGUGCCAACGGUGAAUCUGCCAUCGCAGAAUGCAGCGGGGCAGCCAUCGCUACAGCAUUUUGCUGCGUCAUCAUCAGUGCCGGCGCAGUCACCCGAUUCUGCGAUGCUGAUGCAGAUGAUGCAGUUAAUGCAACAGCAGAUGCAGCAGCAGCAGCAGCAGGUGCAGCAACAGAUGCAGCAACAGCAGCAACUAAUCACGCAAGUAUUGCAGCAGUCACAAGUUACAAGCCAGCAAAGCCAGGCCUUCCCGACGCAGGUCAUUGCCCCCAGUAAUCCGGAGUUGAUUAUUGAUGCGUUUUCGGGUAGCAUCACCGAGUUCCGGUACGAGGCGGAAUCCGAAAUAACUUUCGAUACGUGGUUCGCGCGCUACGAGGACCUGUUCGCACAGGAUGCCUCCCGCCUCGACGAUGCAGCAAAGGUACGCUUACUGGUGCGCAAGUUAGGCCCUGCGGAGCACGCACGCUACGCUAGUUUCAUCCUGCCCAGCGUUCCUCGGGAGAUACCGUUCGAUGAAAUGGUGAAAAAGCUGAAGGCCCUUUUUGGGAGAGCUGAAACGCUUGUGAGUAAGCGCUACAAGUGUUUGCAGCUAACGAAAUCUCGUACGGAGGAUUUUGUGUCGUUUGUUUGCCGCGUGAACCGCUCCUGCGUCAACUUUCAGCUGUCCGCAAUGAGCGAGGAGCAGUUCAAAUGCCUGAUAUUAGUGUGCGGCUUAAAGGAUGAUGCUGAUGCGGACGUGCGCACGAGACUUCUCUCUCGUAUCGAGAAGAGAACCGACGUCACGCUAGAGCAGCUCUCCGCUGAGUGUGAGCGAAUCUCCAGCUUGAAGGUGGAUAGCGCUACUCAGCGCUACUGA
Molecule: messenger RNA, 1181 nt
Organism: Anopheles merus
Lineage: Eukaryota; Metazoa; Arthropoda; Insecta; Diptera; Culicidae
Exons: 2
Coding region: 204-1181 (325 amino acids)
Source: RefSeq, a predicted model, not a curated record